AUUAUCGAUUGUCUUUCUAUAUUCCCUAAAUAGCGCCCCCUGGGGGAAUUGAUUUUGUCAGUGAAAAUGGCUUCUUAAUAAUUAUGUUCCUUAAGAUUAAUGACUUAAGUAUUUCACUUAAGUAUUAUUUUUCUGCUUAUUCUUCCGUCAAAAUUGUACAAUUCUAAUUGCAGUAACUGUUUCGAAGUAAACAAAAGUAAUUCAGAUUUGUUGACUUGACAUAAUGGAUGACUCAUUACCUCCCAAAGAACUUCCUUCUUUAGAUUCGAAUUUGCCAGACCAGACUGGGAAUGAUUCAGACCCUGGAACACACUCUACAUCUCCUCAAAGACGAUCUUCUGAGAGUGAAAAUGCUCCUUCUCCAACAUUGCAGGAAUCACAUUUAGAUGGCAGAAAUGCAAAUUCUUCUGAUGAAAAUUCUGAAAAUGAUGAACGAUCGUUAAAUAGAAAUGAGGCUAAUGGUGAUAUUGAUGAUUCUGAAAUAUUGAUACAAAAUCAUGGACAUCUUUCAUCUGGAGUUGUAGCUUUAGAUAAUGAAUCUACUUUUAGUUGCAAAUACCCUGGUUGUAAUUUUACUUCAGUAGAUGCUGAGGUUUAUCUUAAGCACGAAGAUACCCAUGUAGAUGGUGGUGCUGUUCAUUGUGAUAUUUGCAAUUUAAGGUUUCCAUCUUAUGCUAAUAUGAGACGUCAUCAUCUUCAUAUGCACCAAGGUAUUCGUACAUUUGAAUGCCAAUUCUGUUCUAAGCGAUUCCUUCGUAAGGAACAGUUUAUGGAACAUUUGGUUGGACAUUCAAAGCCUAAACCACUUCAGUGCAAUUUCUGUAAUGGUACGUUCAAUUUUCGAGGUCAAUUGAGAUCACAUAUAUCAUCUGAACAUCCAGCUGUCUUUGAUAAAACAUGCCACUUAUGUGAUUUUAAAGCAUCUUCGCCAAAUGCUGUUAAACUUCAUUAUUCUACAUUUCACUUAAAACGGAAUAUGGAGAUAAAUGGCAAUGAUAGACCACAUGAUCUUAUUCGACGAGUUCAUGUUCAUCCUACAGAGAGUGGUGCCAUUGAUUUAGCUACUGUUUCUCAGAAUUUUUCUUUCAUGGCAGCUCAUUACCCAACUUUUACUGCUUCAGCUGGAGAUGCUAAUACAUGUGCAGCAGGUCCAUCUGAUUUAAGUCGGAGAUCAAAGGUUAUUAGUCUGGCUACACCGUAUGAGAUGACGAGGCUUUCUAUUCCUCAAAGUAGCGAUCAAAAUAUAGUAGCUCCUCUGCAAGAGGAGGAUAACAGACAUACUUGUGUGAGUUCUUUGGCUGCUUCAACUACUAUAGUCAGUCCACCUUCAUGCCAAGAUAGGUCUUGCUCCCGGCCAGAAAUUUCUAAUGCCACCAUUAUGUCUCGUGAGUGGGUGCAUAUUAAGCCUGAACCCCCAGAGCUUUCGAUAGAUGACAGUCAAAACAGUAAUGUCCAGCCCACAAGCACAAUGGAUUUAACUACUACAGAUGUUGUUGAAACUACAUGUGUCACAUCUAAUGAGGCUGGUACUUCAGAUGUUCCUUGUAGGAGGAAGAUACACAAACAUUCAUCAACAGAUGAUGGUGCCUCUGAGAGCCGUUACUCUCCUUCUAUCAAGCAUUGUGUUGAAUCUCAGGCUGUGCCACAUACAAAUUUGAAGACUGCUCAUACAUGUAGAUAUCGACCCUAUGAAGAUGGUGGCAGCCAGCGCUGCAAAGAAUAUUCAAGGCACACUUGCCUUUUGCAUCGUCGAAAUGCAGAAAGGAGAGCACGUUAUUCUGACAGUGAUGCUGACAGAAAUGCACAGAAUGAGCAUUCAGAUGAAGAACGCAAAGUGUUUUAUAGUCGUGCGACAUCAACAAAUCAGUUGGGGCCAACUGAAGCGCAUUACACACGAGCAAGCCAUGUAUCUACUCAUCGUAAUGAUAGUACAUCAGAAACUCAAGUGGAGUCCAAUUAUUAUAACCGCAAGAAUACGAUUGUUAUCCGUGAUAUUGAAAGUUGUACUUUGACAUGUGUUUACUGUGGAAUCAUAUUUCCUGAUCAGACAUUGUAUCUUCUGCAUCGCAGUUUGCAUUCGGAAGCAAGCCCUUGGAAAUGUAAUUUAUGUGGUAAAACCUGUAAAGACAAGUAUGACUUCAACUCGCAUGUUAUAAGUAAAGGCCAUUAUUAAAUUUUUUAGCAAUUCAUGACUAAACAGCUCAAAGCAACUUCAUUCUUCGUGAAUCACACUUAAAGGAUAUACAUCUGUUAAAAACACAUAAAAUGUUGUCCCAUUGAUUGCAUUUGGAUAAUUGUGAUGUAAUGGGAAGUGUUAUGUAUGUUGUUGAUUUGAGGUUUUGAAGUCUAUUGUAACGCACAGAUGGUACUUAAUUUUAAACAGAUGUGUUUCUAUGGUCUUUUUGUAAUUCAUUCUACCAUUGUUCUGACCCUAGAUGAGGUGGGCCAUUGAAUUUCAUUGUAAAGACCAUAUUUUAAGAAAAACUUUUCUCCCAUUGCAUAUUUUGAAUUCAUUAUUCAAAAACUUAAUGUCUCUCUAUUUUAAUGCCUGCAAAUUUUUUCAAAAAAAUUCCACUCGGUUUUAAUUUUAAUGUAUUUUAUGUCAGAUUUUAGUUUUAUAUAAUGAUAUGAAAUUCAGUAACGUUAUCUGUUGAAUACAUUUAAUAAAUCUUUUCUAUAAUUUGUUAUAUUUCACAUAUUUUUUCUGAUAAUUGUGAAUUUACUAUUGGGUAAAGGCCAAUAGUAAAUUUAUUAUAUUUUGCAUAGAUAAUAGAGAGAAAUACAGAUUUGGCUGAAAUAAAGUGCUUAAAUAUUCUUUUAGAAUUUCUACAGUCAAGAGUUUGAUGAAAUGAUAACAAUUAACUUAAAGUUGAUUAAUUUAAACUUUUGUUAAGUGAUAUCUAAAUUGAACAUAUGUUCUUUUUAGAAUAUCUUUGUGUUUCAAUAAUAUUUUGAUGACACAGUAAAAAAAAAAGAUUCAGAGAUACAUAUUGAUACACUUAGAUAAUGUAUUUUUUGUGGAGAUAAGAUUAUGAGCUAUAUCUUUUCAUAAAUAUUAAAUUCAUAUAAUUUUGACAACAGAUUGUAAUAUUUGUCAGUGACAUGUGCCAAUUUAUUUAAUGGCAGAUUGAAAUUUAUGUAAUGGUAGAUUUAUAUUAUUUUAUUUCAAUAAUUUUUGUAAACUGUUUUUCCAAUUAAAAUUCAAGUCUUCAGGUGGCAAAACCAGUUACUACAAUUCUUAUAUGUUCAGUUAUUUAUUUUUAAUGUAAUACAUGUUCAUGUUAAUUUGCGCAAUUUCUUAAAGUUAAAUACAUUAGUAAAAUAUUUUUUUUGGAUUCAUAUAGUAUAAUUUAUCCACAUAAAAAAUUGUUUCUCUGAGCUAAAGAUAAUUGGCUGCUUUCAAAUAGGCAAGGCAAAAUGCAUUGGAAAGACUUAUAAGACUGUUAAUUUAUAAGUGUGUAAAAUUAUUAAAAUAUGUAUUUUUUUUUCAUAUGAGUUGUCUUUGAAAUCUUUUAAAAGAAUCCAUGUCUUUUCAAUAAUUUUAUAUGCAAUGCAAGAAACUUGUUUACGCUUUCUUGUAAAUAACUGUGAAUUAUAAUUAUGUUUAUUAUUUUAGGAUCAUUCCUUUAAAAAUCAAAAUACUUUUAUUAUUUUAAAAUUAAUUUAUAAGACUAGAUUAAUUUCUUAAAUCAUUAAUAUCAAUUUGAUAUUGCAAAUCUAUAUGUGGAGAAUAUAUUCAGUAAUUUGAAUAAAAAUAUAGAUAAGGGGAAGAAAUGUGAAAUUCAUUUAAUUAUUAACAAUAAUUUUCGUUUCUCUUGACACAAGUGUGCCAAAAUCUAUGUAUUAAAUGAUUUUGAAUUUGUUCCUUAAUGUUACAAAAGCAAACACUCUACCUUUCUAUUAAUUGUAGUUUUUCAGUGUUUUUAUUCACUGGAUUAGUGUUCUAGUUUACUUUUGAAGUGAUUUGACGCACACUUUUGUUAUAUGUGAAUCUGUAUUUUAAAUGACUUAAAUGUUUACAAUGGUGUCUGGCACAAAAGUUCUUAAACUAUGUGCAGAUUGAUCCUGUAAUUUUUAUUAACUGUUAACAUCCCAAAUUUUGUGAUAUUAUGUGCAAUACUUUGUAUUAUGCAGAAAAUAAAAAUCAGGUCUGCAUCUUGAGAUCUGUGUGUGUAUUCAAUGUAUUAUUGGAUAUGGAAUAUCAAACAUGUAAUUGAACUCUUUCCUUUGAAUAUGACUUCCCCAUUACCUUGUUUUUGGUAACUCUUGAUGUAAUAUUCUGUUAAAUUAAAAUGUGUUUGCAUGCAUUUGAGAUGCAAAUAAUUCCUUGCAACAAUGUUCUAUGCUCUGGUUUAUGUUUCAAGUAUUGUUAGCUGUAUUAAGCAAAAUAUUUCUUUCUUCUUUUUUUUUAAUCUUUGAAUGGUUGGUAAAUUUUUUGAUAAUACUGAAUUAUGUUCAUGCUUCAUUUUUUUUUGUCAUUUUAAUAAAUGUAUUAAACAUGACAGUUUCUGUUAUUUUUAU
This is a messenger RNA of Argiope bruennichi, 4521 nucleotides long. RefSeq names its product zinc finger protein 184-like. The record is from RefSeq and is a predicted model, not a curated record. Gene Ontology annotation, cellular component: nucleus. NCBI's taxonomy places the organism in Eukaryota, Metazoa, Arthropoda, Arachnida, Araneae, Araneidae. The coding region runs from base 224 to 2173 and encodes 649 amino acids. The transcript has 2 exons.